AUGGACAACCAACGUGCAAGGCCAAAAAACCUUCUUGCCACGAAGAAAGAUGUUUUUACAUCACCUUCCUUUCAACCGUGUUUAGAAGCUUUUACAAUACCUCUCCCAGUAGACUUAGAAGAUGGAGAUCUUCUGAUGUCAGAGGCCAUGAUUGAGAGAAAACCUAGCUAUGAGCAGAAGGAGUUGAAGACACAGGGUUAUGAAGAACAGGACAAGCAGGCAGCAGAACCUACCUUGAGCAACCAAUAUGAGGAAAAGAUCCGACCUUGCAUUGAUCUCAUCGACAGCCUGAGAUCUCUUGGAAUAGAAAAAGACCUGGGUUUGCCUGCAAUCGCAGUGAUUGGAGACCAGAGCUCUGGGAAAAGCUCUGUCCUAGAAGCCCUGUCUGGUGUUGCUCUUCCUAGGGGCAAUGGUAUUGUUACUCGAUGUCCCUUGGAACUUAAACUGAAAAAAACACCUGCCACCGAGGCAUGGAGAGGGAAAAUUUGUUACCGCAACAUCAGCACAGAGCUCCAGUACGCUUCUCAGGUGGAGGGAGCAAUAAGAGAAGCCCAGGAUAUUGUGGCAGGUACUAGAGGUGCCAUUAGUGGAGAACUAAUUUCCCUAGAAAUUUGGUCCCCGGAUGUCCCAGAUCUGACACUAAUUGAUCUUCCUGGAAUCGCCAGAGUGGCUGUGGGAAAUCAGCCAAAAGACAUUGGGGAGCAGAUCAAAAUGCUACUUAAAACAAUUAUUGGCUGCAAAGAGACACUCAAUUUGGUAGUGGUGCCGUGUAAUGUGGAUAUUGCAACAACAGAAGCACUGAAGAUGGCUCAAGAGGUGGACCCCACUGGAGAAAGGACACUUGGGAUCCUCACGAAACCUGACCUGGUGGACAGAGGAACAGAAGAGUCUAUAAUUAACAUAAUACAAAACCGGAUCAUCCCUCUUAAAAAAGGUUACAUGAUCGUGAAGUGUCGUGGGCAACAGGAUAUCCACAACAAACUUAGCUUGACCGCUGCAAUCGAGCAGGAGAGAAAAUUCUUUGAGACUCACAAACAAUUCAGAACUCUUAUGGAAGAAGGAAAGGCUACUAUCCCUCAUCUGGCAGAGAGGCUCACAAAUGAACUCGUGAAACAUAUAAUUAAAUCUUUGCCAGCAUUAGAGAAGCAAAUAUGUGAGGUGCUCCAAAAAACGUUACACGAUCUACAGAAGUAUAGGAGAGGCACACCCAGAACAGAACCUGAGCAACUGUUUUUCCUCACAGAUUUGAUCAAACACUUUAAUCAAGACAUCUCCCAGGCAAUGCGUGGAGAGGAACAGUUGAUUGGAACGGAAAUCAGACUGUUUGCAAAAAUCCGCAGAGAGUUUCGAACAUGGGGAGUGAUUCUCCUGGAGUGUAAUGCAAAGGUGAAAAAAAUUGUGCCCAGUAAAAUGGGGAAAUACGAAGACCAGUAUCGUGGACGGGAGUUCCCAGGCUUUACCAAUCACAGGGUGUUUGAGGACAUUAUAAGAGAGCAUAUCAUAGAACUGGAGGAGCCGGCCAUUGACGUAAUGAACAGCGUGCUCGGACUGGUUCAAGAGAACUUUUUGGAACUCAGUAAAAGGCAUUUUGCUAAUUUUCACAAUCUAUACAGAGUUGUUAAGAGCAGAAUUGAAGCCAUUACUCAGAAACAAGCACUGGAAGCUGAAAGACGUAUCCGGACCCAGUUUAAAAUGGAGAAAAUUGUGUACUGCCAGGAUGACCUUUACAUUUCUGACUUUAAUAGCAGUAGGGCAGAAAACAUUACCAAAGGUAGCCCUGGAAAAGAGUUGCAGUUUGGAUCCAUUUCAAAUCAAGAACCCACCUUUGUCCAGGAUAUGGUUUGUCACACAAAGGCCUAUUUUAAUGGAGCGAGUAAACGCCUCUCCAAUCAGAUACCUCUGAUCAUCCUGUCUUCUGCCCUUCAUGAAUUUGGGGAUAACUUACAGACCACAAUGCUGCAUCUUUUGCAAGAAAAAGACAAGUUAAACCAUCUCCUUCAGGAAGACAGUGAUGCUGCUAAACAUAGGGACUACCUCAGUCAAAGAGUUGAUCGUCUCACCAAAGCCUGUCAGUACCUGAGAAACUUCACCUCACCGUAG
Messenger RNA from Apus apus (common swift), 2100 nucleotides. Its product is annotated as interferon-induced GTP-binding protein Mx-like. Gene Ontology annotation, cellular component: microtubule; membrane; cytoplasm. Gene Ontology annotation, biological process: defense response to virus. Gene Ontology annotation, molecular function: GTPase activity; microtubule binding; GTP binding. NCBI's taxonomy places the organism in Eukaryota, Metazoa, Chordata, Aves, Apodiformes, Apodidae. The record is from RefSeq and is a predicted model, not a curated record. Bases 1 to 2100 code for a protein of 699 amino acids. The transcript has 13 exons.